Molecule: messenger RNA, 1464 nt
Organism: Aureobasidium subglaciale EXF-2481
Lineage: Eukaryota; Fungi; Ascomycota; Dothideomycetes; Dothideales; Saccotheciaceae
Exons: 1
Coding region: 254-1324 (356 amino acids)
Source: RefSeq, a predicted model, not a curated record
ACUUGCAGGGAGACUGACUUGAGGUAGCGCCGCCAUCUGGAACAACUGGUCGAACGGAAAUGCCUGGGCCCAAGGACCCCCUUCCGCAGACAGUAUCCUGAGAAUUCGCAGCAUCGAUGCAUACUUCAACCGUACUUCGGUUGCUGACAACAUCAGUGCAAACCCCAGUAGCUGUCCUGCUGUUGUCGCUUCGUCCUCGUCCUCAAGCAUCGCUCCUUCUUCGACGAGUGUCUCAUCAAGCUCUUCGAGUGUGAUGUCCUCGUCGAGCGUGUCGUCCAGUUCCUCCUCCUCAGUCUUGUCGUCAACUUCGUCUUCCUCUGUUCUGUCGUCGAGUUCUUCGAGUUCUUCGUCUGCUUCUGUCGUCUCUUCUUCCACCAAGUCGUCGUCCUCGUCAGUCGCCUCAACUUCGUCAUCUUCGUCAACUUCGUCAACUUCGUCAACUUCGUCAACUUCGUCAACUUCGUCAGUGGCGUCUACCACAUCAAGCUCUUCCUCGUCUUCUUCGGUCGCUUCUACCACUUCUUCCUCAUCGACUUCCGUGGUUGCACCUACUAGCACUGCACCUGCAACAGUAUCAUUCACUACAAUCACAACUGCCUGGACUGGUCUGUCCACCUCAACCAGAACUGUAGUCUCUGGACUCGUCGCUACUGUCUACGUCCAGACGCCCGCAGCGAAGGGCCAGGUCAUCAGCACGUCGUCCUCGACCAAGGCUUCUUACACAACCGUAACGACUCACUCCGGUACUGCUUCGUCCAUUGGUUAUAUUACCACAACCCCUAAGCUGGCCGGUGCAACCACCACUGUUACAAUUGUCUACCCCACCCCUGUCACAUCUUGCGGCAACCAAGGCAUAAACUUCGCCGCCUACUCCAACAAAUAUUCUGGCGGCCAAGCAACCUACGGCUACCCCUCUUUCAUCCCCGAGACCUACAAAAAGGUCUCUCCAACCUUCAACGACGACACAACCUACAUUGCCGAAACCAACGAUCAAUACGGAAAUUGGAUCAAUCUUUACGGUUACAAUUUCGUGGAUGGCACUAACCUUGUCUUGGAUCACACUUUCUACCUUUUCGCUUCUCAGACUGGUUACUACAGUCUGAAUAUUCCUUAUACUGAUGAUAUCCAAUUCGUCUGGAUUGGCAACAAUGCAGUCACGGGAUGGAACAGGGCUAAUGCUGAUAUCAUUCAAUUCUGGAGUAGUCAGAUUGCUACACAGACGCCUCAGACUUUGGCCUACUAUCUCACUGUUGGAUCGUAUCUUCCCAGUAAGUUACCCUUUCCACCCCCACCUUUUUCUCUACAUCUUGAAACAAAACACUAACGCACAGAAACAGUCAGAGUCAUGUGGGCAAACGGAGGCGGUCAAGGAGAUUUGAGAUUCAACAUCUACGCUCCUGAUGGCAGUUCUGUGCUUUCUAGCAAUGCGGGUCAAAAUUCUGGUGUUUCGAGUGUGGAUAUUGU